AUGUCUGAGCCCAUCAGAAAUAAGAAGGCGGAUUUCCCGGUCGCCCCGACGCCGCAGAACACUCCGGCCAACAAUGCACCCAUCUCCUCUCAUGCCCAACAGCCUGGUGUUGCGAGCAUCAAAGAAGAAAACCUGGACCAUGCGGCCGCCGCGUCCCUAUUCGCAAGAAACCCUGCGCUCGUGUCCAUGAUCCAAGGCAAGCUGGGAUCGCUUGUGGGCCGCUCAUCUGGCUACAUCGAGUCUCUUCCCGCUCCCGUCCGCCGACGUGUUGCUGGUCUGAAGGGCAUCCAGAAAGAACAUGCCAAGCUGGAGGCUCAGUUCCAGGAGGAGGUUUUGGAGCUGGAGAAGAAGUACUUUGCCAAGUUCACCCCUCUGUACCAGCGCCGUGCCACGAUAGUCAAUGGUGCCGCUGAGCCCACCGAUGGUGAGGUGGAAGCCGGCAAGGUCGACGAAGAAGAAGAGGAGGAAGAAGAGGAAACCGCCGCCAAGGGCGAGGAAGAGUCCAAGGAUGACAAGGAGACCUCCACGGCUGGAAUUCCUGAGUUCUGGCUCUCUGCUAUGAAGAACCAGAUCUCUCUGGCGGAGAUGAUUACGGAGCGAGAUGAGGAGGCUCUCAAGCACCUCACUGAUAUUCGCAUGGAAUACCUCGACCGCCCUGGAUUCCGCCUCAUCUUUGAAUUCGCCGAAAACGACUUCUUCACGAACAAGACCAUCUCGAAGACGUACUAUUAUAAGGAGGAGAAUGGAUACGGUGGUGAUUUCAUCUACGAUCACGCUGAGGGAACCAAGAUCGAUUGGAAGCCCAACCAGGAUCUCACUGUCCGCGUGGAGAGCAAAAAGCAGAGAAACAAGAACACCAAGCAGACUCGCGUUAUCAAGGUUACUGUGCCCACUGAGUCCUUCUUCAACUUCUUCUCCCCGCCCCAGCCCCCUACCGACGACGAUGAUACCGUUGCCACCGACAUCGAAGAGCGCCUCGAGCUCGAUUACCAGCUUGGAGAGGACAUCAAGGAGAAGCUCAUCCCCCGCGCCAUUGACUGGUUCACUGGUGAGGCUCUCCAGUUUGAGGAGCUGGGCGAUGACAUGGAUGCGGACGACUUCGAUGACGAGGACGACGAGGAUGAUGACGACGAAGAGGAGGAUGAUGACGACGAAACGCGAUCGGACCGGGAUGUGGACGAUGAUUCCGAUGAGGAGGUUCGUACUUCAGUCCCAACCGAGGCCUUCAGUCCUUUUCAGAGGCUAACAAAUCAGCAGGACGGUACCUCGAAGCCCAAGAAGGAGGCGGCGGAAUGCAAACAAAACUAA
Molecule: messenger RNA, 1308 nt
Organism: Aspergillus terreus NIH2624
Lineage: Eukaryota; Fungi; Ascomycota; Eurotiomycetes; Eurotiales; Aspergillaceae
Gene: nap1
Product: histone chaperone NAP1
Exons: 4
Coding region: 1-1308 (435 amino acids)
Biological process (GO): nucleosome assembly
Cellular component (GO): nucleus; chromatin
Molecular function (GO): histone binding; chromatin binding
Source: RefSeq, a predicted model, not a curated record